Molecule: messenger RNA, 1066 nt
Organism: Heterocephalus glaber (naked mole-rat)
Lineage: Eukaryota; Metazoa; Chordata; Mammalia; Rodentia; Bathyergidae
Gene: Naa20
Product: N-alpha-acetyltransferase 20, NatB catalytic subunit
Biological process (GO): N-terminal peptidyl-methionine acetylation
Cellular component (GO): NatB complex
Molecular function (GO): protein-N-terminal amino-acid acetyltransferase activity
Source: RefSeq, a predicted model, not a curated record
CGCCCCUUAGAGGCCGUGCGCGAGGUGACUUCCGGCGGGGCGGACGCAGGAUCGCGGCGAGCCGGCUUCGGGGUCGGGGGGGCUGCAGGAUGACCACGCUGCGGGCUUUCACCUGCGACGACCUCUUCCGCUUCAACAACAUUAACUUGGAUCCACUUACAGAAACUUAUGGGAUUCCUUUUUACUUACAGUACCUCGCCCACUGGCCGGAGUAUUUCAUCGUUGCAGAGGCCCCUGGUGGAGAGUUAAUGGGCUACAUCAUGGGCAAAGCAGAAGGCUCUGUCGCAAGGGAGGAGUGGCAUGGCCAUGUUACAGCUCUGUCUGUCGCUCCUGAAUUUCGGCGCCUUGGUUUGGCUGCUAAGCUCAUGGAGUUACUGGAGGAGAUUUCGGAGAGAAAAGGCGGAUUUUUCGUUGAUCUCUUCGUCAGAGUGUCUAACCAGGUUGCAGUCAACAUGUAUAAGCAGCUGGGCUAUAGCGUGUACCGGACAGUCAUAGAGUACUACUCGGCCAGCAAUGGGGAGCCAGAUGAGGAUGCCUACGAUAUGAGAAAAGCACUUUCCAGGGACACGGAGAAGAAAUCCAUCAUCCCGUUACCCCAUCCGGUGAGGCCUGAAGACAUUGAAUAACCUUGGGCAGUGGUUCUUAGGCAGAUAGAUGUCCUGGGUAGUUUAUGUACGUUAUUAUUUUCAUUGGAUGAUCUUGGAGCUCUUAGAUUAGGAGAAAAGUAAUCAUUUUAGGUCUUAAAAACUUCAAGAAAAUACAGGUUAUAAAGUUUAUUUUAAAUCUUGUUUCCAGUUGUCAGUAUCACAUCUAUUAAAACUGUUUGCCAUAAUGAAAUUCAGUCAAGGCCAGUAGGUCACUAGGACAGUUCCACUGUCAUCAUUCAAAAUGUCCCCUGUGUGCCAGGGAAAAGACUUGCUCCAACCACCGCCUAAAUUCUGUGCCUGAGAGCCACUGCUGCAUAUACAGAUUUAUAUUUUUAUUCUGUUUUGAACUGUCAAUUGACACUUUAAAAGCAUAUAUGAAAUGUAUAAAUCUAAGAUGUCUAAUAAAAGAUAUUGCUGAC